UUUAUUUUAUAAAAUGUAAAAAUGUUUCCAAUAUGUAAAUUUGUCUCCAACUUUGUAAAAGUCUUUUGUAAAUUUGUUUUGUCCUUCAGGGCCACCGUAUGUGACUGACAUUCAGCAUACAGAAUAAUUAUGAAUUUGUAAAAAAAGCAACGAUUUCAGACAAUGGAUGACACUUGAGUGGAGGAGGCAAUCUGUAAAAAGUGUUUAUACUUAUAUUUUUUAUCAUUAUUGCAAUGAAAUCCUUCCAAAAAAAAUGAGCUGCCUCUAUUGUCUUCUGUGCUGCCUCCUGUAUGACUGCACUGAGCAUGCGCAGUGCACUGUAUUUGCUUCUGGUUCUGGUUGUCACAUGACGGGAACAAAGUCUGGCUCCGGAUGGCAAAACCCCGUUUCAACCCAGAAUUUACCAAUGACAGUGUUAUUAAGCUGACAUGACAGGCUGAGCUUGUAAGAACCAUGUCGCUCCAAGCUCCUCGCACGUCAGUGUUCACCUUCCAGUCUGCGGUGCACAGUGCUCACGUUCUCCAGUGUCUGAAUGAGCAGAGGCAGCUGGAUGUCCUGUGUGACGUGACCGUGGUGGUGGGAAACAGGAGUUUUCGGGCCCACUGCGCCAUCUUGGCUUCCUGCAGUGAUUACUUUCACAGCAGGGUUACCAAUGUCACCAGACAAAACCCGAUCAUCACCUUGCCUGAUGAGGUGACUGCUGAGGGGUUUGAACCUUUGCUUCAGUUUGCAUACACAUCAAAGCUGCCCUUCACCAAAGAAAACAUUCAUGCCAUUCACAGCAGUGCAGAGUUUUUAGGAUUUCAUAACUUGGAGUCUGCGUGCUUUGAUUUCCUCAUCCCUAAGUUUUCUGAAGGCAAAAGAUCCUCUCAGGAGGUCAGGCGCAGAGCUUGUUGUCAAAGCCGGGAUCCCGGUGCCAGCUUCGGCUCCAGUGUAAAAAGCAGCCAACCAAACUCAUUUGAGUCUCACAGCCCGGUGCCUUCAAGGGGUGAUGAGCAAGAAAACUUCCCAUCAGAGUGUCCUCAAAGCGCACAGGGUCAGACGAACAGCAGGGAGGAACACUUCUGCUUGGAGAACUGUGGGCCACAAAUGCCCCCCUUAUCUCUGGACUUAACAACAAAUGGUGUCUGCCCCCUGCUGUCUUUGCCGUGCCCGGACUCUGACAAAGCAGAUCCUUCCUCUCAGUUUUGCGAAAGAGAUAUUCUAGAGAUCGAAGAUGUUUGCGAUGAAGGUGAAUUAAGUUUGGCCGACUGUGACUUACCCUGUGACCUGUCCGCCCCAGGGGAUGUGAAUCCAGCAGAACUUGUUGAGGUGGCGAGCAGCGAUGUUAAACAAGCUGUUGAAACUCUUGUUGCUGAAACCAACUGUCAUAGCGGUUCCUGUCCCCUCAGCACAUCAGAAGUGAAAAGCUACAGCAGUGAGUCAUUAAAGCAGAGUGAGGCUGGCCUUAAACAGAGCCUGGCAGGUGAUCUCUCAGAUGCUUCGCUAACUGCUCUGAGCCAGGAGGAGGGGUUCGGGGAGAGGAGCAGCGUAGAAAGGGAGGUUGCUGAACAUCUGGCAAAGGGAUUUUGGUCGGACCUGUGCCCAUCUCACACUCAACCAAUCCCCCUCGAUCCCAUGGACCAAAACAAUCUGGCAAAAGCAUCAGACUUUCACUGGCUUAAGCAGCUGGACCUGAGCUCCAGUGUAGGAGACUGUCCUUUUCUGAGGGACCUUGCGAAAGGCGAUGAAUCACCUCAACGCACUGACAACCUGUCCCAGUCGGAGAAAAGCCCCUAUAUGUCUUCCUCGCUCAACUCUGGGGAUGACUCAGACCUGGACACAGAUGGAGAUACUGAGGCCAACAACAAAAGAGCAGCAGAGAUUCAGCUUCCAUUCCCAGUGGAGCAGAUCUCAGCGUUGAGCCGGAGUGCCUUCCAGCAGCUUCUGAAACACCACAACCUGACCCCGGAGCAGCUGGAGUUUGUUCAUGAUAUCCGUCGAAGAAGUAAAAACCGCGUGGCUGCACAGCGCUGCAGGAAGAGGAAACUUGACAGCAUACAUCAGCUAGAAUAUGAAAUCAAAAGAUUAAAAAAUCAGAAAGAGCGGCUGCUGCAGGAGCGCACUGAGCUGAAACAAAACCUCGAGGACACACGGCAGAGUCUGUGUGGGUUAUGUAAGAGCGUCAGCAUCGAGUCUGGCUCUGAUCAGGAGCACUUGCAGAUUCUUGCAAAGCUCUCCUCACCAGACCUACCCAUCUCCUCACCAGACUUGCCCGUCUCCUCCCCUUGCUUUGCGGGUAAAGACGACAGGUCCCAGAUCACUAUUGAAAUGGUAAGUUGUUCUUCAGAGUGCGACACAAACAAGCUGCCUGCAGAGUCUGUGCAAACUGCUGCAUCAGAGGCUGGCACACAGACAGGUCCUCCACAGAGCUCCCCUGAUCCUGCACCUCUACUAGAUGGUCUGGACAUGAACAACAUCUUAUAAUUGGACUCAAAUUCCUUUGACGUCUUAAUCAUCUUGGAACAGGAGUGGACUUAAAGUAUAUACUGUAAUCCUAUUUUGGGAUAGAUACACUUUUCUUUGUGUUUUAAUGAUUUUCUGACUGAUACAGUAAUGUGAAAAAGAAAGGAUAUCUCAUGACAGCUGCUGCUAAUCCAACAUAUCCAUUUAAAACAUAGAGAUUAUGGUAAUCUAACUAAGAACUGAUCAAAUCCAUUCAAAUGAUUUGAGACAUUAAAAAAACUUAAAUAGAUUAAAAAUAUUUCUUUGUGAGGAAACAGGACAAAUUCUCAUUUAUCCAUGCUUCUAAGCUUCAGUUUUAAAAUCAGGUUCAACACACCUGAGGCAAACUCCAGGAACACUAUCAAAGACAAUUUUGGAGGGCGUCUGUUCUUGAUUGUUAAAGUGAGUGGUUUCCCUGUGGCGUGAUUAAAAGAGCUCCUCAGAAAGAACACUAGUUUGAUAUGUAUGAAUCUGGGAAGGGAUUUUAAAAAGAUAUCCAAAUGAUUAGAAGUCUGCUGCUGUUUCCCUGCCCUGAAAAUAAGGUCAAGUCAAGCCAAUCUGUCUAAGGAGCAGACUGUAAAUGCUUUAGAGAAGUCUCCAUCAUUCCUCAGAUAUCAUCUCUGGACCUAAAGUUUGCUCUUGCUCCAGUUUAAUCUGAAGUUCAUGCAGCUACCAUGAGAAGUAUAAUGAAAGCUGUGCAAGAAGGAAGCAAACAGAUAGGCUAAAGUCUGUCAUUGGAUACCAUGAUGAAAACCUUGAACAAUGUGCCUUGGACAAAUCAUUAGAUGUUGAAUUAUUUUGCCAAAGUAAUUUAAGACAAAAUUUUCAAAACUAAACACAGAAUUGAUCAUAAGAACCUCGCACCAACUGUAAAGCAUGGAGGGGCAAAAUGUUAGCUGCAGCAGGCCCUGGCCAGCUUGUUACCAUAGAGUCUACUUAAACGUCCUCUGUUUGUUAAAGGGUGUGGAUGUGAACCAUGCAACUAAUAAUGACCCAAAACAUUCCUGUAAGUCCAACCAGCAACAGCGUUUGCAGAUUCAAGGUUCUGGACCCAGGCAAACAGGAAGUGUCUCAAAGUAAAGAAAUAGAGAGUGCUUAAAUGUUCAUGUCAAAGCCCAGAUCUCAAUCCUAUUAAGAUGCUGAUUGGUGAUUUAAAGCAGGCUGUUCUUCACAAAAGCACAGCUGAAAGAAGAGUGGGAAAAACUUUCUCUCAGUAUAAUCCAGAGAAAUCACCAAUUCUAGAGGCCGUCUGAUCAGGAUUGUUUAGCAAUUAGAGGCAAUACCAGCCAGUAUUAAAGCACAGGGUGCUCCAACUUUCUCCUCACUGUGAAAUACCUUCUGUAUUCCUUUUUUAUUGUUUUUCAUAAUUCACAUAACAUGUAUCUGUUGACAUUUCUUAAAAUAAGAUCAAAUGUCCAUAUCCUUCAAGGAGGAACACAUUUUAUGAGAUAUCCUAUUUUUUUCACGUGAAUAUUGAUAUCUUAAAUUGCUGUGUAUUUCUAAUUUGCAUUUCACUGAAGCUAACACAGAAUCCAGUAUUAUAAUUCUCACUUCUAAACGUGCAGACAAAUUUCAGGUAAUUUUCAAUUGUUACAUUUUAUAUAUAACACGAUGUAUCUUAAAACCGGAUUUUUUUUUUUUACUCAGGGAAACUCAUAACCUGGCUGUGUUGAUGCCUGAAAUAAUUCUUGCUGUGCACACACCCUAACCUCUGCUCCCUAUGCACAUAUACACUUACAGUUAUGAAAAUAUCUUUGAUUUUGUCAAGCUUUUUACUCUUGACACAUACCGUCACUUUGCUCUUUCUUUUGUUAAAUAUGCACGGCACUAACAGUACUCUCUACAGAAGAUUGCAACAAAUUAUUACAGCUAACAUUAAUCCUCAACAGCAUUAUGUAAUGCCAGUGCAUAGUUUGAAUGAAUAACUGUUAGCAACCUCAGAUACCUGAGGAAUGGCUCUAGAGUUCCUAGAAGUGUUACAGGGGAACAUCAUUUGAUGCAAACGUGCCUUAUGCAGUAAUAUAGUAUGAUGCAUUCAAUCUUUGUAUGUUGUUGUCUCCAGCACUAUUGCACAUUAACCUAGAACCCAUAAUGAGGGCAUUUCCAUAAGUUUAGAUCUGUCUUUGUGUUGAGGAUUUUUUUUUGUUUGUUAAAUGCUGUCAUAUCUAACAAAUUUAAAUAAACAAUGUUUUGUUACCA
This is a messenger RNA of Notolabrus celidotus (New Zealand spotty), 4683 nucleotides long. RefSeq names its product transcription regulator protein BACH1-like. Lineage: Eukaryota; Metazoa; Chordata; Actinopteri; Labriformes; Labridae. The transcript has 5 exons. The record is from RefSeq and is a predicted model, not a curated record. Gene Ontology annotation, molecular function: RNA polymerase II cis-regulatory region sequence-specific DNA binding; DNA-binding transcription factor activity, RNA polymerase II-specific; protein binding. The coding region runs from base 454 to 2466 and encodes 670 amino acids. Gene Ontology annotation, biological process: regulation of transcription by RNA polymerase II.